Molecule: messenger RNA, 1602 nt
Organism: Mucor velutinosus
Lineage: Eukaryota; Fungi; Mucoromycota; Mucoromycetes; Mucorales; Mucoraceae
Exons: 5
Coding region: 1-1602 (533 amino acids)
Source: RefSeq, a predicted model, not a curated record
AUGAAGAGCCCAUUGUUGAAUGCAUCCUUGAUCUUGGCGGCAUGGGCAGCACUUGGUGUACACGCAGCUCCAGCAAAUCAAACCACCACCACCACCACCACUACUACUACUACUACUACUACUACCACUACUACUACUGCGGCUGCCUCAGUACAAGAUGUGUGUAGCUUGCUCACCUCUCUCUCGGCUGAAGGAAAAAUGUUGACCAAAUUCAAUGGUGUCUUUUUCGGUGAUUUCACGUCUGGCAAGAAUGGCGGCUCUCAAGGUCCACUCGCCGUAGGAGGAUCAUUUACUGGUGAAAAUGCUAUUAUUAAUCAAAGAAACCAAGCAAGCUGCGCAUCAGAAACCAGUGAUACUGUGUUUGGCCAUCAGGGUCUUAUUCUCAAGGGCGACAGUCAUACAAACGCUACCACCAUCCGAGUCAAUGGAUUUGCCAACGUCUCUAACAAGACCAACAUUGCAGCACCUCUCAAAGGAUGCACUGUCAGGGAGGCUGCUGCCACAGCAUUUGAUUUUGAAAAGACACGCGAGAACGCUAUGGGUAUGUCUCAACAGUUGGCUAGUAUGCUGCCCAAUUGGAACAUCAACAGGAUGGGUGUCAUUGUCAAUAUCAUUGCUGAAGGUGUGGACAUCAAGCAGCCUUUCAACUUGUUUACAAUGCCUGGUACUUGCAACAAUGCUACGUGUGAAGCCAAAAACUACUUUAGCUGUGCAAACGACCAUAUGUGCGAGGUGCCAGAAGCAGCUUUAUCGGAUGUUCAUGCCAUGUUGCUUGGCAACGACAUCUGGACGGGCCCUGUGGAGCAAGCGUUCCCAGAUGACAAGAUGGUUGUGUUCAAUAUACCUGUGUUAGAUGGAGAGACAUUCGAUAUCAAGACCAGAAACCCCAGUGCAGGUCUCAAUGCUUGCAAUACCGUCUAUAACUUUUAUGCAAUCAAUCGACAGGGAACCUAUGUUCCAAACGGUAAAUUCACAUUGAAGCGUAGCUCACAUGAGGCUUUGGUAGGCAUGGUGCUUGCACCGCAAGCUCACAUUAUCGACACAUUCUACGGCUCCUUCAGUGGACAAAUCAUUGCUGAUAGCUAUGAAGCGCAUGACAGUGGCGUUCAAAUCAAAGACUACUUGUUCUCUGGUAACGAAGAGUGUCAGACAUUUGCUGGUUGCUCUGCUGCUGCUACUCACAAAGAAGAUGUAUCCGCUCAGAAAAAGAAGCUAGUGCGACGUCAGGACGUUACAGACGCAAAGGCUAGCAUAGUGACAGACAAAGCCACAACAGCCGACACAUCCGAGCCUAGUAGCAUAGUUGCUACAACCGAGAGUGUUGCAGGUGGUCGUGAUCCCUGGCAUAGACACAAGAUGAAGCAUUGGAUCCAUCAAUGGUACAGUGGCAAAAAGGGUGGCAGAGGCGCAGAUAAAGAUUACUACCAAGAGGGCGUUGAUGAAAACGACAUGGACCAAGAAGAGAAGAAGUUAUGGAAGGAGAAGGGUGUAGAUCCUGAUGAAUAUAACAAAGAGUUUGAUUUCGGUGGACAGAAGCCUCACAAGAAGCCUGCGCAUAGAUUUGAUUACUACUAUGAAGAUGAAGAAGAGGAAUACUUUUAG